Molecule: messenger RNA, 780 nt
Organism: Leishmania mexicana MHOM/GT/2001/U1103
Lineage: Eukaryota; Euglenozoa; Kinetoplastea; Trypanosomatida; Trypanosomatidae
Exons: 1
Coding region: 1-780 (259 amino acids)
Source: RefSeq, a predicted model, not a curated record
AUGCGAAGCGGGCCUUGUCGUCUAGCACCUGCUGUUGCAGUUCGCCCGCUCCUAUCACCGUUUGGCAUCGGGGUGUCGAAGAGAAUCGCGCUUGUCGGCAGCGGCAACUCGAUCGCAGCGCUACUAGUAAAGGAGAACGUACCGUUUGGCACGCCGUUGCUCCUCGCGCCGGAUGCUGCGCUAUUCACGUGCCAGGGUGCUCUCGACGCAGACGUGGACGGUCUCGUGCCGCCACCAGCGGACAUGCUAGAGCUGCUCAAACAUGAUACGGCGCAACUCGACCACGUUUACCUGGCGUACUAUCUAUCGCUGCGGUGCUUCACAAACAAGGAGGACUGGUUUUCCGGCCAGAUUAAUCGCUUCAAGGACCGCGGCUCCACUUCUCAGGAAGAUGCGGCUAGUUCACGCAUCUGGGAACGGUUUGCGCAGGUAUACGUAACCGCCCCUGCUCCGGUCUUCCUGGCCGCCUUGCAGUACGUCUGGGAGAGCUGCUUUCGCAAACCUGCAACAGAGGCAGACUCGUCGUCGGCUCCGCUACCAGCAGCGCUUGCAGUUGCGCCAGUAGUCGACGUUGCUGUGCAAAGCCGCAAUGCCGCGAAUUCGGCACUCACGUCUACCACCGCCAAGGCUCUCAAAGAGACUUACCUGCACGGCGACAUCACCGGCGCACGGCAAGCGCUGUUGGGUAAAAACGAUGCGUACGUCUACUGGGUGCUCACUGCCAUCACAGAUAUUCCGGUGGGCAGUGAAGUCUCUGUUUCGUCACAGUCUGGGCUCUAA